Limulus polyphemus (Atlantic horseshoe crab) is the source of this 5872-nucleotide messenger RNA. RefSeq names its product protein RUFY3-like. The record is from RefSeq and is a predicted model, not a curated record. The transcript has 11 exons. NCBI's taxonomy places the organism in Eukaryota, Metazoa, Arthropoda, Merostomata, Xiphosura, Limulidae. The coding region runs from base 582 to 1946 and encodes 454 amino acids. Gene Ontology annotation, cellular component: cytoplasm.
UUCAGUUAUGUAUUAAUACAUGUGUGUGUGUGUAAUAAUGUAGAUCUGUGGUUAUCGUAUUUGUCAAGCUGUAUGAACUUUAGUUUGAUAAGUAUCCUACACCUAGUCAUAGUUUCUUCAUUUUACUUUUCUGGUGUAAGACGUAAAGGUUUACUAAGAAUUAAUAUAAAAUUUCAUUGCAAGCACGUUAGAAUAAAUGUACAUUGAUUAACUAGAUACCAGUUUUUGUUAAUUUUAAUGGACGAAACUCUAUAAUUAUGGUUAACAACUUGAACUUUUUCAAAACGUUUUUGGACUAUGUAUACUAUAACAUCAUUACAGAAACCAGUUUCUGUUGUUUAUAAAGUAAUCUCACUAAAACCUGAAAGUGAUUCAUUUAAUUGGACCAAUUUUAUCUACCCAAUCUAAGAAAACUUCCUUUUUUUUCUUUAAAUUAUCUUCUGAUUAUUGAAAAUCAAAAGUCUAUAUAAUGUGCUUUGAGUUAAAGGGGUUCUCUCCAGACAAAACAUUAAGGGGUUUCACAAACUUGGUGGCUGUCACGUGAAUAUUUCUGCUUUUAUCUUAACUUUAAAAAGUUAGGAAUGGCAAAAGAUACAAUCUACCUGUGUAAUUUUAGAGUUUCUGUAGAUGGAGAGUGGCUGUGCUUGAAAGAACUGACAGACGUCCAGUUCGAUGUGCCACAGCAACCUCCACAACAUGACGAGAAAGAUCCUGUUGCCAUUGAGCGUUCAAAUCUUGUAAAUGUAACCAAGUUGGUGGUGAAAGAAUUAAUAGAAUCAUCUCUCAAGUACGGGAGAAUGUUAGACUCUGACCAUGUUCCCCUGCAGCACUUUUUCAUUCUUCUAGAGCAUGUAAUGAGACAUGGCCUUAAGCCUAAGAAGGGACUUCUGGGACCAAGAAAAGAGCUGUGGCAUCUUCUAGAGAUAGUUGAGAAAUAUAUGCCUGAGGCUUCAGACAUAACAUCCAGUGUCCGAGAACUUCCAACUGUAAAGACACACCCUGGUCAUGCACGGGCCUGGUUGAGAUUAGCUCUGAUGCAGAAACGUCUUGCAGACUACUUUCGCUUGUUGAUUGAUAAAAAAGAAGAAAUCCUAGUAGAGUUUUAUGAACCAGGAGCACUCAUGUUUUCUGAAGAAGCUGUAGUAAUCGGUGGCUUGCUGGUUGGUCUCAAUGUUAUCGACUGUAACCUUUGUGUGAAAGGAGAAGACCUGGACUCUCAGCAAGGAGUAAUUGAUUUCAGCCUGUACCUGAGAGAGAAUAACCACGCUGAGUGUCCGUCUGAAGGAGUCCACUCAACAGCACAUAUGACAGCUGUUUUGGAUCAGAAAAAUUAUAUAGAAGAACUUAACAGACACCUGAAUGCCACAGUCACCAAUCUUCAACAGAAAGUGGAGCAACUUCAGACAGCUAACACACUGAUGAAAGAAGAUUUGGCUAUUGCUAAGAACCAGGGGCUGAUGCUUCAAGAAGAAAACUCUAGACUUCAUCAAAUUCACAGAGACCUUUAUGAUAAACAUCAGAGAAGAAUUGUGGAAUCGGAAGAAGAUAUGAUGAUGGAGAGAGAAACGUGUCAGAAUACUAGAGCUGAAUUUGAAAUUCUGUAUAACGACUUGAAGAAGAAGCUACAAGAAGAAAGCAAUACAAGACAGGAGGUGGAACAAGAUCUACAGACACAGAUAUCGUUGAAGACGGAAACAGAAAUGGCUUUAAAACUGCUAGAAAAAGAUGUUCAUGAAAAAAAUGAAACCAUAAGCUCUCUACAACGUCAGGUUGAUGACAUCAAGAUGAUCAAUAUGCAGAUGUAUAACAGAUUACAGGAAUAUGAAAAUGUAAUAAAGGAGAAAGCAGACCAAAUUAGCGACCUCCAACAGAAAGUCUCGGAGAUGACAUGUAAUUUCCAACAGUUGGAAGCUAAGUAUGGAUCUUCUAGUGUACAUGAUUACUAACCUUUCACACUGUCUCUCUGGUUACUGAUUGUACAUAUUUGCCAUUGUUGUGACGACAGUAUAACCUGACCAUAUUAACCUGUCCUGCUAAUGUUUCCUUGCUUUGUAUUAUCCAACCCUUAAUGGCAUAAUAGUUACAGACUUUAGAUUGUUAAUAACUGCCUUGAAUCAUGUGCUUGUUGAUCUGCUCUUUCAGUGGCUAUAAUUUUAUCAGCUCACUUUACCAGGCUAAGCCUUAUUUUUCAAACACCUACGAUAAUUUUUCAUACUUUUUUUUUUCUGAUUAAAACAAUAAUAAAAUUUUAAUUUUUUUGGUUUUUAAUCAAAUCUUGAGCUUAUAAGUUUAAUAAUAAACAUUUGCCUUUGAUAGAAUAAAUCUGGAAUUAUCAGCCUUUUUAUUUAUUAUUUUUGUGUUAAAAAAAUCAGUCUUAAAAUACAGUGUACAAUAACAGUUAAUAUAAAACAUUAAAUAUCUGUCUACAUGUACAGUGGACCAACACAUUUGAGUGUUUAAUAUUUUAAAUGGUAUGUGAUAUCAUAACUGAUUUUUACAUCUUCGUCUGGAUUUUAUGGUAUAGGAUAGUUAUUAAGUGUUUGUAAUGAAUAUUCUUCCUAGUUACGAGACAGUUCUCUGAUUUUCUUGAUCAUUCUCACUCCCUGUCUUGCAAGUAAUAUUUAUUGAGGUCAAACUCCAAAGUUUUUGGUAUUCAAACUUGAUAUCACUAUCACUUCAAAUAAAAGAAACAACAUUGUACUUUUUUUGGAAUAAUUAAAACACCUUGUAUACUAGAAAUUUUCUUAUGGAUACUAAAGCUGUUCAUAUUAUUGUUCUUGAAAAAGUUUUGGCGAGGCCAAAAUUAAUUUACAACAGCUGUUGUCGGUGUUGCAACUUUCUUUAUUGCCAAUAACUUUAAUCCUCUGUUGAUCCCUACGUAUGGCAGUUAUUUUGAUUUGAACUUGAUUAUUUCAGAAGAAAUAGUUAAUAAUCGGGGGUGCUCGAAGAUUAAGCAAUCCUCCUUCACCCCUCAUGUGGACUGGAGGUAUGGGCUUGGAUUGAAGUAUAAACAAAGAAAUUGAUACAAACAAGCUAUGUAGAAAUCAUAAUCUUAAAUAAGCAUAAUUAUAAAUGGCCGAUAUCGGACAGAUGGUCCAUCAGGGCGAUGGGGGUCUAUAAAUCCUAUGCCAAGAUUGAGUUGCUGGUACCUUUUUUUACCAGUUCUCUCUCUUCCAAUCAGAUGCCUGUAUUUUACACUUAAAAACUUUGAGUAAAAAUACUACUUUUAUUUUGUAACAAUAAAUUCUGACAUUGAAAAAGUUAGCUAAAGUAUUAAAAGCUUGAAUUUUUUUACAGACAGAAGAAACCGAAUGCAUUCCGUAAUUACAAAACUAGAUCCAUUCUCCGUAGUUACAGAACUAGAUCCAUUCUCCGUAGUUACAGAACUACCUCCUUUUUUUUUAUUUAUUACUGCAUCUAAUUGUUUCUCAAAACUGAUUAUUUGGAAAUUGUGUCAUUAAAUUAGAUCUGAUUUUGUAUGUUAUGUAGUUUAUAAAUAUCACUACACGCAGAUCGAAGUCAAGUUAAGAGCACUAGCUAUUUUAAAAAAUCUAUAUAGUUAUUGGUUUUACAGAGACGUAGAAAGGAAGGUGUAAAUAAUUACUGUGUAGCCUAUUUUGUGAUGCAGGAAAGCAUCUUUCUCGUAUUUUGUUUCUAUACAUUUGGUUACUGCUUCUGUGACGUUACAUUUCACAAAAUAUACAGUAACAACCCCUUUUUUGGUCAUUAUUUCAAUGUUGUUUAUUACUUCAGCAUCCCCUGUUACAAGUAAGGCUUCUCUUCUCUACACUAGUACAUCACUAAUCUAGAAAAUUUUGAUGCAGAAUUUGGUUUUUGUCAUGAUGUUUUAAAAUUUAAUUUUCUUACUGUUGAUUUUAUUGUGUGUGUGUGCACUGGAUUAAUGUCUAUUUUUUGGCUCUUACAGCUUGCAAUAAUAUAACGUAUUAGUUAAUAGAGCUUUAAAGGGAUGAGAUUUUUCUUGAAAUCUAUAAAACAAAAUUCAAAUCUUGACAACAACAAAAUGUAUUUACUUUAGUUUUUUUUUUCUAUACUCUCAUAUUUUCUUUACUUAAAAAAUAAAACAUUUCAUUGCAUAGUAUCUAUAUAUCUAUCCAAUAAUCAACUUGAACAACAGUUAAUAAGUUUGAUCCAAAAGGUGUUUUGUAAUUAAUAGAGCAUUUCAUGUGAGCCAGUCACGUACUCUCUAAAUGGAAGAUACAGAACUAUCAUCAUAUCAGAUGUUGAUGUCACCGGGCAAUGUUUUAUUACAUUCAUAAACGCGUUAUUUUAUGUGAAGUGACUAAAGUCUGUGGGAUAUUAAAAAAGUGUAAUAUUUCAUCACUAUCAAGAACUGUGUGUCAGAACUAAAAUAAUUACAAAUAAUGAAGACAAUCUGAUGUAACAAACUGAUUUGAUGUUAUAUAUAUCAAUAUGCCAAGAAACCUAAGCCUUUAAGAUUACGAUAGAUUGAAUUCAACUGUAUUCGUUCCUCUUUGAAAAUCUAUAGAUAUAAUUAGAAAAUAACUCAACUCAAGAAAGUCUAGACAUGGUCAAUUUUCAGGCCUUGAGUUUCGCUUGAAUCGGUUGAAUUUUGGUUUUCUUCUAAAGGAAAGAAUUACACUACAAGUUUCUUAUCCACAUCUUUAGAAGUAGAUCACACUUACGUUACAAAGGCUCACUUGUUUAGAUACAUCAAUUCUUUUAUUUCUGAGAUAAUAACAAAAAUAUUAUAAUUAUUUGAACCAAUACAUAAAACUACUCGCCUGAAAUACUUUUACUGGCAAAAAAAAAACAUUGUACAUUUCUUUAAAAAAUAAAAUACUUAGAUGGACUUUCUUGAUUUGUAGGACAUAAAGGUAAUUUGUUUUACUGUUUGUUUGUUGUUGUUAUGGAUUCCAUUUUAUUGCUUAUGCUGCUUGAAAAAGUUAAAAAAGUAACAGUAAUAAAUACAAAAAAUUUGUAAUUGAAAUUAUCUUCAUUUACAGUUUUCUUGCAUUAAAUGCAUUUCUUAUGAAUUUUCUAAUCCCACAAAUUUAAAACUAAUUUUUAUUUAAACCUUAGUAGAUAUACCCUUUAGUGCCUGGUUAAUAUACAUAUAUAUAGGUUAUUUUCAAGCUAGCUACACUUUGUGAAAUCAGGAAGCUCCGAUUAGUCUUGAACUUAAAUUUGGGAAAUUGUAUUGUUAUAUUUUGUUCAGUUAAAAACUUUAACUGGAGUUGAUUUCUUUCCCUCCCCCAGUGGAACAGUGGUAAGUUUACACACAAUGCUAUAAUCUUGGGUUUAAUUCCCUCAGGUGAACACCCCAUCGUGCCCUACAACAAAUAAACAAAUAUGUUUUAUAUUAAGCUGCAGAACAAACAGCAAGUGAACAAUUUCGUAACAAAGCACAAGAAGAAUUUUUUAAACCAACUUAAAAUCAAUCUUUAUGUUUUGUAAAACUAUAUAGUUGUUAGUUGUAGUCAUAAGUCUGUGAUGGAAAUAUCUGUGUGUAACAUUAUAUAUUUUAAAGGAGUUGAAGUAAGAUCUGGGUAUAAUAUUUUUAUUGGUUCGAGAAAGAUUUGAUUGUGAAAGUAUCUCGGGAAUAUUCACACGCUAGUGUUGUAACUAAUUUUUACCUUUACAUCAUGAUGCUGCUAAAUAAAAAGUGAAUCAAAAUUUGUUCUUUGUUUUUACAGGAUGCUAUAGACGCUUUUUUCAUGUUUAACUCCAAAAUAUACCCAAAUUAAAAUACAAAUAAUGAUCACAGACAUUAAGAUACAUAAGAGAUAUACAUGCAGACGUACAUACACGUAUGUGUAUUCAAAGCACUACCAGUUUUGAUAUAUCUUUAUUUAUGUACAGGAAUCCCUCGAUUAGUGCGAUUAAUGUGUUC